Molecule: messenger RNA, 960 nt
Organism: Giardia duodenalis
Lineage: Eukaryota; Fornicata; Diplomonadida; Hexamitidae
Exons: 1
Coding region: 1-960 (319 amino acids)
Source: RefSeq, a predicted model, not a curated record
AUGCUUGUACCGGAUGAUUAUAACGAUGUUCAUCGUGCAGUAUUGCGUGCCCUUGCUGUACAAGUCAUCGCCACGCUAGAUCCCCAGCACUCGAUGGAGCAGCUUAUUAAAAAUCCGGUAACGCUUCAUAGUUAUGUUUCCAAAAUGCGUGUUAACUGGCCAAGUAUCGCUAAGGAUUUGGGCAUGACCCGCGCAAGUGUCUAUCAUUGGUAUAACGAAACGCAUCUGCGUCGCAUAUCCGGUAUUAAGAUGUCAGCAGAAGACAAGAAAAUAAUUAAGGACGCUAUUAUCCAGGGGAUUGAGACUCAAACAAUUUUAGAGGAUGGUUUUCAACUUACAAUUCGUAAUCUAUUUGAGUCCAAGUAUCCUCGACAGGAGAUUAUGAUGACUUACAACAACAUGCUCAGAAGCCGUGACAUACAGCGUAUUCUGAGCCGCAAGAAAAUUACGCUUCCUACUAAGCGUCACGCGGUUUCUAUUGUGUCAAAAACGAGGCAACAUCCGGCCGAUCAGAAGCCGACUCUUGCUGCCCUUGCGACUGACGGUACUGCCAACUCAGCUGAUCAGCCGGCGACGAACUCGUUUACACAACAACCACCUUUUUCCUCUUCCCAAAUGGUCUCGCAGCCGGUGUUUCCAGUGGGCCUUUCGGCCUUCUCUCCCCCCACGACCGCUGCAACGGCAACUGCUGCUGCUGCUGCCUCUACCUCGCCAGCUCCAAGCCAGGGGCCAGUUGUGCCUACUGCAUGGCAACAGCUGUCUCUUCAGACGCCAGUUGCAGGCCCUGGAUUCUUAAAUCAUCCAUCGGUACCAUACCAGUGGUUAAUGUAUUGGCUCCCGGCUGCUGGCAGUGGUCAGCCGGUAAUGGGUGUGCCCCCUGGCGCUGGCUUCGGCCAGCCAUAUCAAGCAGUCAUGUUCCCUCAGAUGGACCAAGAUGCGUCUUCGGUGUACAAAAACUAA